Molecule: messenger RNA, 1923 nt
Organism: Colletotrichum truncatum
Lineage: Eukaryota; Fungi; Ascomycota; Sordariomycetes; Glomerellales; Glomerellaceae
Product: capsular associated protein
Source: RefSeq, a predicted model, not a curated record
AUGGUGUGGCAGGCCAACACUAGACAGCCCACCAAGUCGGCCAAGCCGCUGCUCAAGGGCGCGCUUGUGACCUUCAUCCUGACAUUUCUGUUGACGAGCACCUACGUCUACCGCGAUACGAUCACUACCCAAGCGUCCACGAUCAAAUUCACCGACGGAAAAGUAACCGAUUAUUUCAAGUACCCAUUCAACGCUAGCGACCCCAACGCGAACUCAAUCGACUGGUUGAUUCACGAUGCGCGGGCAAGGCAAGAUGCAGUGCUUCGGAAGCGGAGUCGCACACUACACAACGCGGCCCAGCGCUAUCGGGAGCGGAGGGGUAGACACCCGCCUCCAGGUUUUCAGGAAUGGUUCCGCCAUGCUACGGAAACCAACGCGAUUGUGGUUGAGGAGUUUUUCGACCGCAUAUACGACGAUCUGAGGCCCUUCUGGGCCCUUGAUGCGAAGACAAUCACGAGCCAGGCCAACGCGGGUGAAUAUGUGGUACGGGUGCGCAACGGAACGGCGACAGGCGAAGGAGAUGCUGAGGGGAAAGAGCCAUGGCUAGACUUAUGGACCGCGCUUGUAUCCGAGUUUGCGAAACAUCUACCGGACGUUGAUAUGCCCAUCAACUAUAUGCAAGAGCCGCGCAUCCUGGUGCCGUGGAAGCAGAAGGAAAAGUAUGUCGCGGCAGAGGAAAAGGGUAGAAAAAUGCUACUAAAGAACAAGGCUACAAGCGAUUUCAAGGGCUUGGCCAGCGUAGAUGCCGCCAGAGGGAAGCCGUACUCGAGAGGGUGGACGAGCGGCGACCGUCGCAAGUAUUGGGACCUCGUUCGAGAGUCUUGCCCUGGAGAUUCUCCGUCUAGCAAAGUCCCCGCGGCAACAGACCUCUCUCUCCCGCCAACGCUGCCGUACUCCUGGCAGGCGCCGUUUUCUCGACAGGGCUACGUGCAGAACUUCACCAGCUCCCAAGACCCCUGUGUCCAGCCUCAUCUCCGCUCGCUACAUGGAACCUUUGUCGAGCCGCUGAAUGUCAACACGACGAAGGACCUCAUACCCAUCUUUGGCGGCUCAAAACUCCGCGUGAACUCGGACAUUCUCAUCCCGGGCGCCAUGUACCUGUCCGACGACCCCGCCUAUACCGGCGGCGACUCUCACGGCCCCGCCUGGCCGGACAAGCUUAACCGCCUCGUCUGGCGCGGCAUUGGGUCCGGGGGCCUGACGCAGUCGGACAACUGGAUGCACUUCCACCGCCAGCGCCUAGUUGAAAUGCUCAACGGGACCACCGUCAGCGGCAUGGAGGCCAACGAUGUCCGCGCCAUGACGUUCAAUAUGCCGCCCCUGGAGCGCUACAACACCACGCGCCGCCGCGAGAAGCGUCUUGGAGAGUUCUUAUCAGGGUUCGCGGACGUUGGAUUCACUCACCUCUCGUGCGGCCCUAGCCAUGACCGCCGUAAAGAGUGCGACUGGCUUGCGCCGCACUUGUCCGUUGUGAAUGCUACACCCAUGGCAGAACAGUUCUCGAGCAAAUUCUUACCAGACGCGGACGGGUACAGCUUUAGUGGGCGAUUCCGUGCGUUUCUACUAUCGACGAGCGUGCCGCUCAAGGCAACGGUGUAUACAGAGUGGCACGACGACCGCCUUGUACCCUGGCUUCACUUCGUACCGCUUGAUAACACCUUCCAGGACCUAUACGGGGUUCUGGACUACUUUACCGACGGUGACGACGAAGCCCCUACGAGAUGGGAUGUUCAUAAGGUUCUGGGGAAGAAAAGCAAAGGCGACGACGCGGCCAGAUGGAUCGCCGAGCAAGGCAAGACUUGGGCGGAGAAAGUUCUUAGGCGUGAGGACAUGAGGUUGUACGUGUGGCGCUUGCUGCUCGAGUUUGCGAGGCUGUGCGAUGAGCAUAGGGAUACGCUCGCGUACGUCGGUGAUUUGCCUUAG